GUUGGAUGUCACCGAUCCUCGGCGGCUCGGCGGCGGGCGCUGUCAGAGAGCAGGUCUGACGGUGAUGGUGGAGCGCCAGAUGAAGCGAAGAAAGCAGCUGCUCUCGGUCUGAGCAGUUGGCGGCAAACGCACACGACGGACAAGGAGGUGAAAGUGCCGGUGAUCCUGUUUGGGAUCAGCGACUUGCUGCUUCCGGGUCGUACAAAGCGGAUGCACCUCUUCGAACCUCGUUGGGCGAGAAUGAUCGAUGCAGUCAGGAAAGACUUCUGUGGGAUCUUCUGUAUGUUGUAUGUGGACGACUCCCAAAUUGUUCCGGUCGCCUCCCUCGUUGAAAUUGUUGCCUGCGACGACCUGGGAACGCACGGGCGGAAAGUGCAGGUUCGUUGUGUCGGCCGCUGCAGCUUGCGUGGUCUCACUGAGCAGGUGACUUCGCCGAACCACUGGGGGUUGGCCCUGGUGGAGGAGCUCCCAGAGGCAGUGCUGCCUCAGGACCUCCUGGACGUCGACGCGGAUGCAGGCGAUGGCGGGCGCACCGCCGCCGUCGUCGCAGGGCGCCUCUCCGAAGUGAUGGCGAACAUGAAUCUUGGGCCUGAACCCGAGAAGGAGGCUGACGGGGAAGCAGAAGACUCGAAGUCUGAGGAGGGACCUGUGAUGUGGACGCACGAGCGGGAGGAGGUGGCCGAGAGCCUCGGCCAGCUGACGGCCGAUGCCUGGCAGCAGCGCCUCGAGGACGUCACGCGAACGCUGCAAGGGGUCCCGGUCUGCACGACGCCCCAAUCCGCGGAGGCGGCCGUGUGCCCAUCCCUGGCGGUGGCUUAUGCAGCGCUGAGCUUCCUUUCACUGGAAAGGAGGAUCGACUUCUUCAGGAACGAGGACUGGGACCUGACGAAGCGCUUGGAGGUGCUGGAGAAGCAGAUUGUCGAGGUUCAGGGCAUGGCCCGAGCACGAAAAGCUCUUGCUGGGGUCUUCACAGACAAGUCCGGCUAG
Symbiodinium sp. CCMP2456 is the source of this 987-nucleotide messenger RNA. The record is from the annotation of a GenBank genome assembly. Lineage: Eukaryota; Dinophyceae; Suessiales; Symbiodiniaceae.